CCGGUUACACUAGUCACCAAGCAAACGCAGGCAGUGAACAUUAAAGCUUGAAGCUCUCGUCAUGGAUUGUUCAACCCUUCUUCUCCUAACGGUUGGUUUUUGCUCUACGUUUGUCAACACUGCUCCAACCUUCGACAGUCGUCACUUCGAUGUUGAUGGAUUUCUUCAAACAUAUGGAUUUACUAUGCAGUUGGCUAAAGAAAUCAAAAGCACGGCUCCACAGGACUCAAGGAAGAAAGCAAUUAAAUUAUUUCAGAAAUAUUACGGGUUAGAAACGACGGGUUUGGUUGAUGAUGCAACGUUCGAGUUGAUGACGUCAUCAAGAUGCGGUGUUCCCGAUAACCCUGAAAUCUUAGCCAGUUAUGAUGACAACACCAAUACCACGAAGCCUCUCGCCUACAAACUGACAGGUCCUAAAUGGAAAUAUUCAACUAUUCGAUGGGGAAUUUCCCAGUUUACAAGCCAGCUGCAACGUGAAUCACAACGAAAGAGUUUGACUGAUGCGUUUCAACGAUGGCAAGCUGUGUCUGACCUCAAAUUUGUCUAUUCCGAAGACAAGCCAGAUAUUGACAUCAGAUUUGUCUCCCGGGAUCAUGGCGACGGAAGUGCUUUUGACGGACGAAGCAACAAGAUGAAAGGCAAUGUGCUUGCUCACGCCUUUCCCCCCGGAAGUGGAGGAUUGUCUGGAGACGCCCACUUUGACAACGAUGAGCUGUGGACGAUUGACGUUGACAACAAAGACUGGGAAAGGAAGUACUUAGAGAAAGUUGCUGCGCACGAGUUUGGCCAUUCGCUCGGCUUGCAGCACUCAAACGUUGAUGGGGCACUUAUGAGCGCUUACUACUCAGGCGUCAAGAGAACAUACGACCUCUCUGAUGACGACAUCAAUGCCAUACAAUAUUUAUACGGAAAGCCAGAUGGAUGGUUUCCAACGCUAGGAGGUUUCGUACCAACACGAGCUCCCACAGUUCCAACGUGUAACAGUCUCUUCCAGGCUGUUGUGUGGGGUACUGACAGAAAGGCAUAUGGGAUCUACAUGGACCUAGCAUAUGCAAUCAAUGACGGGCGGUAUGCUCAAGGUAUCCCACAGAGGCUGCAGACUGUGUUCCCUGGAGCACCCGUGGAGGUGGAUUUUGCUUUCACGAUGAACCAAAACAGACGAACAAAGACCUUCAUGUUUAUGGGUCCUAGCGUUUGGCGGUUUACAGGAUAUACCCUCGACAGGGACUACCCCAAGGGCUUCAAUGUCGGCCAACUGCCAGAACCGCCGAUCUCAGCUGUAGCGGUGGCUGAAAAUGGCCUCCCGUCCAUAUUCAUGUUUGGGCGAACAAAAUGGUGGAUCUGGGACGAGACCCACUACAACGUGGUACGUCCAAAGGGAUUGGACUUUCAAGGUUUCUGGUCUCACAAUCCUUCCAAAUAUCCCCUUGUCACAAAAUAUACUGACGGGGACGUAUAUUUUAUUCACAACGAUAAUCACGUGAGGUUGAACGCACGAACUGCCAGGAGUGGAUAUCCAAAGAAGGGGGUACCCGAGUGGAUACUCCAGUCUUGUCCGAACACGGCAACAACAGCAAGCAGGACGGACUAUAUUGGCUCCAUCGUAUGUGCCCUGUUAUUGCUGUGGACAACUAUAUGGAGGCACUAAUCAUAUGUACAUUGACUCUUUGCUCAAAGUUUUAUAUUUCUCUCAGGACGCAUCCAACAUUACUUGGAAUUUCCGUUAUCAUAUACCUUUGUGGAUAAAAGUACGAUUCAGAGAAUCAGUAAAUUAUAAACAAUUGCACUGAAUUCUUAGCGACCGACUCUUUGAUAAUUCAGUGGGUACGGGGCCUUGGCCUUGGUUCAUAGUUUUCAUUAAAAAUAUAUCUUGUUGUGCACCUGUAGCCGAAAAAAUAAGAAGUUAGGCUCAUAGUUUACAUUAAAACUUUAUCUUGUUGUGCACCUGUAGCCGAGAAAAUAAGAAGUUAGGCUCAUAGUUUUCAUUAAAAAUAUAUCUGGUUUUGCACCUGUAGCCGAAUAAAUAAGAAGUUAGGCUCAUAGUUUUCAUUAAAAAUAUAUCUGAUUUUGCACCUGUAGCCGAAAAAAUAAGAAGUUAGGCUCAUAGUUUUCAUUAAAAAUAUAUCUGAUUUUGCACCUGUAGCCGAAUAAAUAAGAAGUUAGGCUCAUAGUUUUCAUUAAAAAUAUAUCUUGUUGUGCACCUGUAGCCGAAUAAAUAAGAAGUUAGGCUCAUAGUUUUCAUUAAAAAUAUAUCUGGUUUUGCACCUGUAGCCGAAUAAAUAAGAAGUUAGGCUCAUAGUUUUCAUUAAAAAUAUAUCUGAUUUUGCACCUGUAGCCGAAUAAAUAAGAAGUUAGGCUCAUAGUUUUCAUUAAAAAUAUAUCUUGUUGUGCACCUGUAGCCGAAUAAAUAAGAAGUUAGGCUCAUAGUUUUCAUUAAAAAUAUAUCUUGUUGUGCACCUGUAGCCGAAUAAAUAAGAAGUUAGGCUCAUAGUUUUGAUUAAAAAUAUAUCUGGUUUUGCACCUGUUGCCUAAAAAAUAAGAAGUUAGGCUCAUAGUUUUCAUUAAAAAUAUAUCUUGUUGUGCACCUGUAGCCGAAAAAAUAAGAAGUUAGGCUCAUAGUUUUCAUUAAAAAUAUAUCUUGUUGUGCACCUGUAGCCGAAAAGAUAAGAAGUUAGGCUCAUAGUUUUCAUUUAAAAUAUAUCUUGUUGUGCACCUGUAGCCGAAAAAUAGGAAGUUAGGCUCAUAGUUUUCAUUAGAAAUAUAUCUUGUUUUACACCUGUAGACGAAAAAAUAUUUAGCCUCCGAACAAAAUCACAGCCCCUCCCCCCUCCCCUCUCUUACCACACCCACUCACCAGAAUACAAAAGUUUCCCUUAUAAUAGUAUACCUUUUUGAGACCUAUUCUGCAGUGUGUAAGGAAGUGAACGAAACCCAGUAAUAAUCCUGCUAUAAAGCGGUGGUGGCUAGGCCCGGAAAACAGUUACUGAAAACAUGAGCAACGGUCGAGUCGGACCACCCGAUCCACUUUAGUCAGCAUUUAACAAAUCAUACUUGGGCCCAGAUCUGCACCGGACCUCAAGUGCCAUGGAAACACAUCCAGCAAUCUUACAUAAACUAUAGGCAAAAUAUAAGUACAUACUAUUUUUAGAUGUAAUAAACACUAAGUUUGUUAGGUAUCCACAUUUGUUUUUACGAUAGCAUUAAUGUUAACAUGAUACUUUAAAUAUUUAUGCAGUACUUAUAUAUAUGUAUAUAGAGCAUGUAUAUGAAAUUAUAUAUAAAUAUAUGUGCAUGUAUAUAUUUUGAGAUGCAAAUAAUACAGAUGGGGUAGUGCUGUAUAACUUUGUGAAGAGACUUUCUAUUAUUGUAAAUAACUUUGUUCAAGAAUAAUGAAGGAUUGUAAAAGAUUCUUAUGUGUAUGACCGUAUUUAUGUAAUGAAUGGAAUAAAUCAGUAUUGUUUAUGUA
Haliotis rufescens (red abalone) is the source of this 3466-nucleotide messenger RNA. RefSeq names its product neutrophil collagenase-like. Gene Ontology annotation, molecular function: zinc ion binding; metalloendopeptidase activity. The transcript is spliced from 12 exons. NCBI's taxonomy places the organism in Eukaryota, Metazoa, Mollusca, Gastropoda, Lepetellida, Haliotidae. Gene Ontology annotation, cellular component: extracellular matrix. The coding region runs from base 62 to 1648 and encodes 528 amino acids. The record is from RefSeq and is a predicted model, not a curated record. Gene Ontology annotation, biological process: collagen catabolic process; extracellular matrix organization; proteolysis.